Messenger RNA from Eimeria necatrix, 1941 nucleotides. RefSeq names its product GDA1/CD39 (nucleoside phosphatase) family domain containing protein, putative. Gene Ontology annotation, molecular function: nucleoside diphosphate phosphatase activity. The record is from RefSeq and is a predicted model, not a curated record. Gene Ontology annotation, biological process: nucleoside diphosphate catabolic process. NCBI's taxonomy places the organism in Eukaryota, Apicomplexa, Conoidasida, Eucoccidiorida, Eimeriidae. Gene Ontology annotation, cellular component: membrane.
AUGGCCCGCACCUGGGGGCCCCUCAUCCUCUUUCUCCUGUUUUCGCUCCUCCGGGGGCCCUUCGCUCCUGCUGCUGCUGCUGCUGCUGCUGCUGCUGCUGCUGCUCCUAUAAGGAGGAAAGCAGUAGUAAUUGAUGCAGGCAGCACCGGCACUCGGGUCUAUGUGUACAACUACACCUACACCCCGCGGGGCCCCCCGCGCUGCAGGUGGAGCUGCCAGCAGCAGCAACGAAGCGAACCCGGAGUGACGGCUUUUGUGGACAACUUCGAAGACUCUGAAGAAGAAGAUCUGGAGUUGGAAAAAGAAAAAGAAAAAGAAAAAGAAAAAGAAAAAGAAAAAGAAAAAGAAGAAAAGAAAGAAGUGGCGACAAGUGGAGAGAAGUUUCACAGCGACGCAGCAGAGAGCCGCUCGCUCGGGGUGUACGUACAGCAGCUGCAGCAGUUCGUGUUUGCUGCAGUGCCAGCAGCAGCAGAAAGAGCGGAGACUUUUCUUUUCUUCAGGGGCACUGCGGGGCUGCGUUCGCUGCAGCAGCAGCAGCAGCAGCUGCUGCUGCAUGCAAUCUGCAGCAAACUGAACUUGUGGGGUCUCAAGUUCGUCCCGGGGGCCUCCUGCGGUGUACUGACAGGCCACGAAGAGGGGGCCCUCGGCUGGCUCGCCCUCAACCAGCUCUUGGGGGCCCUCGAGCCCCACCUCCUCAUGGUCACUAGCAGCAGCAGCAGCAGCAGCAGCAGCAGCAGCAGCAGCAGCAGCAGCGGCGAGAGCAGCAGCAGCAGCGGCGAGGGCAGCGGCAGCGGCAGCGAGAGCAGCAGCAGCAGCGGCGAGAGCAGCAGCAGCGAUAGCAGUAGCAGCAGCAGCGAGAGCAGCAGCAGCAGCAGCGAGAGCAGUAGCAGCAGCAGCAGCAGCAGCGGGGAGGGAGCAGCAGCAGCAACGAAGAGAAGCACAGCAGCAAUGGUUGAAAUGGGGGGAGCUUCGGCGCAGGUGGUUUUCGAGCUGCCGCUGUCGCUGCUGCCGGAGGAGCAGCAGCAGCAGCAGCAGCAGCAGCAGCAGCAGCAGCAGCAGCAGCAGGUUUCGGGUGUACGUACACCCGAAACUGAAGGGGGCAGCAACUUCUUGCUGCCCGUCAAAGGCCAUUCAGAUUUAAAACUUCUCAAAUUGCAAAAUAAAUAUUUUCUUUUGUUCGCCAAAAGCUACCUCGGCCUCGGCCGGCAGCUAGCGCUGGUAAGAGUUGCUGCGAGGAGUUUAAAAGAACAUUACAAGUCCCAGGCCCUCCACUUGGAACUCCACCACAAACCCUUUCCAAACCCUAACCCCAAAACCCCCAAACCCCAAACCCUCUCCCACACCCCAACCCCGGGGGCCCCCGGGGCCCCCGGGGCCCCCGGGGCCCCGGGGGCCCCCCAAGCCCCAGGGGCCCCCGAAGCCUCAGGGGCCCCAGGGGCCUCAGGGGCCCCUGGGGCCCCCGAGGGGGCCCCCUCGGGGGCCCCGGGGGCCCCCGGGGCCCCCGAGUCUGGAGGGGCCCCUGGGGUGUACGUACAGCUGCCGUCUGCGUGGGAGUACGAAGCGCCCUUGUCUUGCUUUCCAGAAGAUGUCACUUUUAGUUUGGACUUGAGCAGCAGCAGCAGCAGCAGCAGCAGCAGCAGCAGCAGCAGCAGCAGCAGCAGCUACUUCGUGAUGGAUGAGUUCCUCCACAGCGACGAAGGCAGCCGCGGGCGCAGCAGCAAGCAGCAGCAGCAGCAGCAGCAGCAGCAGCAAGAGACGCACACAGCAGCAGCAGCAGCAGCAGCAGCAGCAGCAGCAGCAGCAGCAGCAGCAGCAGCAGCAGCAGCAGCAGAAUCAGCAGCAGCAGCAGCAGCAGCAGCAGCAGCAGCAGCAGCAGCAGCAGCAGCAGCAGCAGCAGCAGCAGAUGUUGAGUUGGGAGUUUGUGACUCGGGAAAUGGAUGA